Messenger RNA from Penicillium daleae, 345 nucleotides. RefSeq lists its product as uncharacterized. The coding region runs from base 1 to 345 and encodes 114 amino acids. The record is from RefSeq and is a predicted model, not a curated record. NCBI's taxonomy places the organism in Eukaryota, Fungi, Ascomycota, Eurotiomycetes, Eurotiales, Aspergillaceae. The transcript has 2 exons.
AUGGCCAUUCGGAAACUUUUGAAAACAAUACUACGCAAAGAUGAGUCUAUCAUAUUUGAUAAUGGUCUGUGCGGCAAGGACAAGCUAUACGUCGAAUUCUCUCUCGGUGGUUCUCGUUAUAUUUGGCCCUGGGAUCAGUUCAAGGAGAUGGAGAAGGCGACUUCUGCUGUGGUAAAAUCCAAGUGGAGCUGUGGGGACCUGCAAGAACUUGCCGAGUCUCUACGGGAUGAAAAGAUCGAAAUAUCAAGCGCCGAGGAAUCUUUGAACAUGAUGCGACUGAACGCCAGAACCGCACGAGAUCGAGCAUCCGUGCAGCUGGGGAGAGACCCGCAUGCCUGGUAUUAA